Molecule: messenger RNA, 1415 nt
Organism: Folsomia candida
Lineage: Eukaryota; Metazoa; Arthropoda; Collembola; Entomobryomorpha; Isotomidae
Exons: 6
Coding region: 161-1273 (370 amino acids)
Source: RefSeq, a predicted model, not a curated record
AGAGGCAGAGAAAGCGGCUCACUCUUCAUCACAACAACUCAACAAAGCAAACCACAAAAACCUGCUAAGAAAUACUUUCUCCAGAAUAAGUAAAUAAUUAUUGUUGGUUAUUUUGUCAUUUUCUGCAUUGUUCUGUAGUUUGGACAGAGGGUUUGUUGAAAUGCCAGGGAAGAUGCAUUUAACUAUACCCGGUGCAGAAAGCGACAUGUAUCCGCAAGUACGUUCUAGUACGCCAUUAGCUGACAGAAAUGAUAAUUCUUUGAUAGAAGAUGAUGUUUCUGCACAAGCUACUAUUGUUGAGGCUGACUUGUGGAAUUGUAAGCUGAUCUUAGCUGCAUUAGAAGAAGCUGUCUUUGGUUUAUUCAAUCCCAAGAUUCCAGAACAAACUGUGCAAUUGCUAAAGGAGAAAUUGCUAGAUUUGAAAGGAGAAUUGGCUGUAGCAAACCCAUUCGAGGAGGGAGAAGGAGUCGGAUUUCUGCGACAGGAUUGUCAUUAUGAAGACUACAACAAACGUCAACAAGAAAAAUCAUGGAGUAUAAAUUCAAGAGAGGUACAAGAUUUACCAUCCCAGAAGAAGAACAUAAACAAGAAAUCCUGCCAAGAUUCAAAUUUAAACAUUCCGUCGGAUACCAAGAUCGUGUUGCGAGGCAUUGUAGGGAUCCAGUUGAAAAAAUUCGCGAAAGAGCUCAUUCACAUUUAUACUCCACUUUUAGAUUGUCAAAGUUCAUUACCGGAAACCGCUAGCGAGGAAGAUAUUCUGGAGAGGUUGAUGAAAGUAAACCAGCUUUUAGAAAAUGAAGAGGUGAAAUUUCAAGAAUUGGAUGAGAAAAAUAAAACUUUUCGAAAAGAAAAUUCCCGUAAAUGGAAAGCAUUGGAAACAGAAGUUCAAGAGUGCGAGUCUACUGUGGAAAAGUUGGACCAACUCAUCAACGAUGAAAAGAAUGAAGCCAGCUACAUUGAAUUCUUACGCCUAAGUAAAGAAGAGGCAGAAUUAAAGCUCCAAUGCAAUCGCCUGGAGGAAAUAAUUCAAUCUAAUCCACCAGAUUCGACUAAGGAAUUACAAGAGAGCUACGAUUCUUUAAUGAAAGCCACUGAACUACUGGAAAAAUCUUGUCAGGAAAAGGAAACUUUGAUCAAUCAAUACGAAGAGUUGGGUCCAAAAUUUGAUGAUAUUCGGACAGAGUUGGAAGCAGUAGAAGCCGACAUUAAAAUGAAAUUAUGGGUUUUGGAACAACUAGGAACUGCCGACAUAUCUUUCGAAUCCGCUUUUUAGACAUAAAUUCUUCGUUAUAAGUAUGCAUCUCAACGUAUGAAAUACUUGAGAAUAGUUUAGUAGAAAAAUAGAAAAACAUUUUUGUACUCAGCAAGUCAAUUAUGAAGAGCAUGUUUAUUAAUAAAUUUAGAUUUCAAAUCAA